CAGCAUUUGCAGGCUACUUAAGUAAAGUAGUGGAAGAAAAUACUCCACCAAAUAUGGGAAAAAAAGGAUUAAAAAUAAUGACUGGAAAGAAGAAAGGCAUCCAGGGCUAUUACAAUUCUUGUUACUUAGACUCAACUUUAUUCUCCUUAUUUGCUUUUAGUUCUGUCCUGGAUACUGUGUUACUUCGACCCAAAGAAAAGAAUGAUGUAGAGUAUUAUAAUGAGACCCAGGAGAUACUAAGGACAGAAAUAGUCAAUCCUCUGAGAAUAUAUGGAUAUGUGUGUGCUACAAAAACUAUGAAACUGAGGAAAAUACUUGAAAGAGUUGACGCUGGAUCAGGAUUUACAUCUGAAGAGAAAGACCCUGAAGAAUUUCUAAGUGUCCUGUUUCAUGAUAUUUUAAGGGUUGAACCAUUGUUAAAAAUAAGAUCAGCAGGUCAGGAAGUUCAGGAUUGCGAUGUCUAUCAGAUUUUUGUAGAAAAAAACAAAGAAAUUGGAGUUCCUACAACUGAGCAGCUGCUAGAGUGGUCUUUUACCAACAGCAACCUGAAAUUUGCAGAGGAACCAUCAUGCUUGAUUAUUCAGAUGCCUCGGUUUGGAAGAGACUUCAAACUGUUUGAAAAAAUUUUUCCUUCCCUAGAAUUAAAUAUAACGGAUUUGCUUGAAGACAGUAAGUAUAUAGUCCUUUCUUUGUUUUUUUGUUUUGUUUUAGAGAUAGUUGACCUGGACUUUUCAUUAGUUAUGGGUAUAAUACUUCUGACAGGUAAUUCAGUAUUUGAAGAGCUUAGACAUACUAACUCAAUAAUUUGACUGCUAGAAUUUAUUCUAAAAAAAGGAGGUAAAAAUAAAUCAUUUAAAUGGAAAUUUACUUACUAUCUGACAAGAAAUUAGAGACAAGUC
Molecule: messenger RNA, 899 nt
Organism: Myodes glareolus (Bank vole)
Lineage: Eukaryota; Metazoa; Chordata; Mammalia; Rodentia; Cricetidae
Source: RefSeq, a predicted model, not a curated record